AUGGGAGACGCUGCGCCCAAUGGCCAUCAGAACGGGGUCUCUGCCGACAAGCUCACAGACACCGCCCCCCAGCUCUCUACAACUGCUCCCAUAGCGAUUGUGGGCAUGAGUUGUAGAUUCGGCGGAGAUGCAACCAGCCCAUCCAAGCUUUGGGAUCUUUGUGCAGAGGGAAAGGACUCGUGGACACCGAUUCCCCUUGAGCGAUUCGAUGCUGCGGGCUUGUAUGAUGAGAGAAAGGGAAAGCUUGGCCGCCACUUUGUUCAAGGCGGAUACUUCCUCAAAGACAUUGCCUCGUUCGAUUCGGCAUUCUUCAGUUACACUACAGAUGUAGCAAAUGCUAUGGAUCCUCAGAUUCGCAUGCUGCUGGAGAGUGUUUACGAGAGCGUGGAAGACGCUGGAAUACCCAUUGAGAGGUUGUCCGGGUCCAAAACAUCUGUUUUUGCGGGCAGUUUUAACACCGACUACUCGGACAUGACGAUCCGCGACCCUGAGACGAUACAACCAGCUUACAAGACCGGCAACGGUAUUGCUAUGUUGUCGAAUCGAAUAUCUCACUUUUACAACUUCCAAGGGCCAAGUGUGACCAUCGAUGUUGGCUGCUCGACAGGGUUGGUAGCCCUUCACCAGGCAUGUCAUUCUUUACGGUCAGGAGAGUCUGAUGUUGCGAUUAUCGGGUCAUCACUGGUGUGUCUCUCACCAGACGUCUUUAUCGCCAUGACAAAGGCUGGUGUUUUGGGGCCCACGGGGAAGUGCUUUGCCUGGGAUGAACGCGCCGAAGGUUACGGUCGUGGGGAGGGAGUAGCAUCGCUUGUGCUCAAGCCACUAGACCACGCGCUUCGUGAUGGCAACACUGUGCAUGCCGUUGUGCGGGAAACGGGGGUGAACCAGGAUGGCAAGACGUCUACAAUCACGUCGCCGUCAAUGGCUGCGCAGGUAAAGCUGAUCCAAGAGGUGUACCGGCGCGCUGGUCUGGAUCCGGGAGAGACGGGCUAUGUCGAGGCGCAUAUGACGGGCACGCCUACAGGUGAUCCCAUCGAGGCGGAGGCGCUGGCUCGCACGUUUGGGGCGUGCCGUACAGCCCAGGAUUCAGUUCUGGUCGGCUCGGUGAAGCCUAACAUAGGCCAUACGGAGCCUGUGAGCGGGCUGGCUGCCAUCAUUAAGACCGCCUACACAUUAAAGCUCGGACUUAUCGCGCCCAACGUCAACUACGAAAAGACCAAUCCCAAUAUUCCCCUUGACAAAUGGCGGUUAAAGGCAAGGAGCUUUGUACCCACAACCCUCUUGCCCUGGCCUUCGGACAAGGCACGGCGAGCAUCCGUUUCCAACUUCGGAUAUGGAGGCGUCAAUGCUCAUGUAAUCAUGGAGGCGGCGCCGGAACAGAGAGAAGUGGCUUCCGUGCGCAGCAGCAGCGGUGGCCAUCGGAAUGGGGAAGAGGAAGCCCAUCCUGCUUCUCUCGUAUAUAUUGUCAGUGCCAAGGACGCGGUGGCUGCCCAGAAGAUGAACCAGAACCUGGCCAGACACAUCCGCGAAGCAGCCAUGCUCGGUACCGCGCCGCCAUCGCCUAUCGACCUCGCUUUUACCCUGGCGGAGUGUAGGUCCCGAUUUCCCUGGCGCACGGCUGUUCAUGCCCAAAGUCUGGCCGAGCUGGCUGAUCUCCUCGAUGACCCGAGCCGCAAGGUGUCGCGGGCCGGCCGAAAACCCCGUCUAGGGUUCGUCUUUAAUGGCCAGGGCGCACAGUGGCAUGCAAUGGGCCGCGAGCUCAUCCAGACUUAUUCAGUUUUCCGCCGCUCACUACUGGCAGCCGAUCAGAUCCUGAGGGAUUAUGGGGCUUCAUGGUCACUACAUGAGGAGCUUCUGCGGGAUGAAAAGACUACCCGCGUCAACGAGAUCUGUCUAAGUCAACCAAUCAGUGUUGCCCUUCAGCUCUGUCUGGUAGAUCUGCUCUCUUCUUGGGGUGUCACUCCCUCAGCUGUGACCAGCCACUCCAGUGGAGAGAUCGCAGCAGCCUAUGCCGUCGGCGCGUUGACCUUCCAGCAGGCACUGGGGGUGGUCUACUUUCGCGGCGUGCUGGCGCAGAAGCAUCACGAGCGAUCAGGGGUCGCGGGUGGCAUGCUUGCUGCGGGCAUCGGCGCAGAUGGGGCGGCAGAGUACAUCAGGGACACCGCACAAGGUACCGUGGUGGUGGCUUGUCACAAUAGCCCCGAGAGCGUCACAAUAUCGGGCGACCUGCCUGCCAUUGAAGAAGUGGCUGCACGUCUAAGCGACAACAACAUUUUUGGGCGUAAACUGAACGUACCCCUGGCGUACCACUCACACCAUAUGGCAGCCAUGGCCCAGGACUACACCGACAAGCUGAGAGAGAUCCUCACCCCCGCGCCAAGAACCUGGAGAGGAGCACUCUUCGCAUCUCCAGUGACAGGGGAUGUAAUCAACUCUCCCAAGGCUCUUACGCCUGAGCAUUUUGUUCGGAACCUGGUGAGCCCCGUGCUCUUCUCUCAGGCCUUCGAGCAGAUGUGUUUCGGUUCCGCCGCGGCGUCCGACAAGAAGAUACCAAGUCCAACUGAGCAGCAACAGCAGCAGGCCAAUGUCGAUGUGAUUAUCGAGAUAGGAGCACAUGGAACGCUCGCCGGUCCUAUCCGCCAGAUUUUGAAGCAACGUCGUAUACCUUACAUUUCCUGCCUGAAGAGGGGGAGCGAUGCAAUGCAGACAAUGCAGGAGGCCGUGUGCGCACUGCUUGCGCAUGGCUGUCCCGUGUCUCUGGUAGCUGUGAAUGGACAUGGGGCCGGCACCUACCUCCAGGGCCUUCCUUCGUACGCAUGGAACCACAAGACACCGCAUUGGAUCGAGUCUCGGCUGUACCGCGAACAUCGCUACAAGCGAUUCCCGCCACAUGAGCUGCUCGGUAGCCCAGUCUCCGGUUCUAACUGGCAGACGCCAACAUGGCGAAAUUUCCUGCGCCAGGCGGACAUCGAGUGGCUGACGGACCACAAGCUGGGGGCCGACACUGUCUUCCCGGGAGCUGGCUAUGUGGCCAUGGCCAUAGAGGCAGUACGUCUGGUGACGGAUCCGACUGAGGAGGCCAUUGCAGGCUACCGUCUGCGCGGAGUUGACAUCAUCAGCGCACUUGUCAUCCCAGACACGGCUAUGGGCGUCGAGAUUCAGCUUGUGCUGCGCCCGUGCAGCGAGAAAGAGCUGGAGCACAAAGGGUGGUUCGAGUUCGAGGUCUGGUCUGUCUCGGCCACAGACAACUCUUCCUCAUCGUCGUCGUCGUCGUCUUCGUCUCCGUCGUGGGUCCAGCAUUGCAAGGGCAGCAUCACGGCUGAAAGGACUAGCAAGACGGGCGAGACAGUAACCAGGUUUGUCCCUCCAGCGCCGCGCGCUGACUCCUUCUUCUUGGCAUCGUCCGAGCCUGUGCAAGAAGUCGAGCCUGAACGGGUGUUUUUGGGGCUCCGCGCUAUGAACCUUUUUCACGGGCCCGUCUUCCAAAACCUAAUCCGAAGUCGUCGAGGUGCUGGGCCGGCCCCCCAGUCCGUCACCACCUUGGGCAUCUCUCCCGUCGCCGCCCAGGGUCGGCCAGACUACGUGCUGCAUCCCACCACGCUGGACUCGCUCAUUCAGGCGGCCUAUGUAUCCAUUCCACAGUCCACGCAGGUGCAGUCCAUGGUAGUGCCACGCAACAUACGUCACUUGUAUGUGCCGCGCCAGCUCCAGCGCCAGGCCGGUGACAAAAUCACCGUCUUUGUCAACCUGUUAAAGGCGGAUCGCCGGGGUGCCGAGGUGACUGCCGCUGCGGUGAACGGCGAGGGAGACGACGACGAUAACAACGCGGACACGCCCCAGCUGCUGUUGGAGGGUCUGUAUUGUCAGGCUGUGCCGUUGGAGAGCGACGGUUCGUCCGAAAGCCAGCCCUCGGCGAUAUGUUCCCAAACCCGCUGGGAGGUGGAUGUCACAGCAGGUGGGGUCCCAGCUGCAUUCAAGAAGGUCAUUCAGGCCCCUGUAGACGAGGAAGACGUCGAUUUUGAGAAAAAGCUCGACAGGGUCUCGUUCAAUCUCAUACAGGACGCCCUCAGUCAGCUUUCUCCGGCAGAAGAUCAACACAGCUGGCCCGCUCACCUCCAGAGGCUCUAUGCGUGGAUGCAAUCUGUUGUGGUACGUGGGCAGGCCGGCAAGCUCGGACCGGGCAGCCGUAACUGGUUCAAGAGCAACGCUGGCCUCAGACAGCGUCUAGCAGACGAUGUGGCAGCCGAGAACGCCGCAGGACGGUUGCUUGUGCGGGUAGGCCAACACCUCGCCGACAUUGUGCGCAGCCAGGUCGAACCCGGAGCACUCUUACAGCGCGACAGCCUCCUGGAAGAAUAUUACGAGGAGCUUCCACGUCUGCGGAAACGCAGUUACAUACACCUGCAGCGCAUCGUUGCACAGUAUGCCGUCAAGACGCCCGGUGCUCGUGUGCUUGAGAUUGGCAGGCAUUCUGGAGCGGCCACGGCAAGAAUGUUGGAUGCCUUUGCGGCGCGGGCUGAGGAGGGAAGCACAGGCACACUGCUGGGCCACUAUGACUUAUCCGAUAUCGCAGAGGAUCAGUUCGAGGUCGUGAAACAAAAUUGUACGCCCUGGGAGGCACUGAUAGGGUUCAAGACCCUCGACAUUCAAUCCGACACUGGCACCAAGGAUUUGGGCUCGACCGCACACAGCUACGAUCUCAUCGCGGUUGUCGACAGUCUGCAGGGCGCGGUAGACCCGUCAAAAAUACUGAAAAAUAUACAUGACCUGCUGAAGCCGGGCGGCAAGCUGGUGUUGGUCGAGAACACUCGCACCAGGCUGGACACACAGCUGGUGUUUGGCGUGUUGCCAGGUUGGUGGCGGCACGCUGAGCACGAGGAGAGCCCCAUUCUCGCUGUCGAUGGAUGGGAUGAACUCUUGAAGAAGAGCGGCUUCUCUGGGGUGGAUCUGGAGGUUGGAGACUGUGAGGACGCGCAGUUCCAGGCCACUAGUGUUCUCCUCACCACUGCUGUUGCCGACUUCUCCACACCAUUACCACCAACUAUACCGCCAGCCUUCCCGACUGCAGUCUCUGUUGUCUACGCUGAUGACAGCCCGCCAGCCGAAGAAUGGCUCUGUGCGCUGAAGACCGAUGUGGCGACGAAGGUGGGACCGGCCGUUGUCACUAUUGAACCACUCAGCAAUGUCCAUGCCCAGCCAGAAACGACAUACAUCUUGACCCCUGAGAUGGCAGCCCCCUUCCUGCAUGACAUAGAGUACGAGCCUUUUUCCAAGCUCAAAGAGCUCUUGACCCAGGGACAAGGCCUGCUCUGGCUGAGCAGGAGCAGCAUCAUCACGGCCUCAAACCCCCUAUUUUCCCAGUCAGUCGGUCUGCUGCGCACCGCCAAGCAGGAAGAUACCACGAAGCGCUAUAUAUACCUGGAUUUCGAGGCUACGACGGAGGAUCCUUGGUCGGUCGCUACCAUCCCUCACAUCACGCAUGUCCUGAGGCAUAGUUUCGAUGCUAGUAGAGACAAUGCGGCUAUCGAGUGGGAGUAUGCCGUGAAGGACGGGAUGCUACACGUUCCUCGUGUCUAUCCCAACACGGUAGAAGACCGCGUCUCGGGCCUGACGCAUCAUGAUCCGGCACCAGUGGAGCAGGCACUUUGGCAGCCAGGGCGUCCUCUGGUGUGGGAGACAGUGCAGACGGCAGGGACCCUCAGUGGCCUGUACUUUACAGAUGACAAUCUGGCCAGGGAACCGGACCUCCCUCACGGCAAGGUGGAGAUCGAGACAAGGGCCAUGGGGGUCAACUUUCGCGACAUCAUGGUGGCGUUGGGUCAGAUCGACGAGACGCGUCAUAUCCACGACGCCGCUGGCAUUGUCACGCGCCUCGGCCCAGGGACGGAAGCCAGCGGCCUCAAAGUCGGCGACCGGGUCUGUGGCGUGCUGGACGGUCGGUUUGCCACACACCCGCGCGCACCUUGGACAAGCCUGGCCAGGAUCCCUGACGAUGGCAUCUCGUGGGAAGAGGCCGCCUCCCUGCCCAUGGUCUUCCUGACAUCGUACAUUUGUCUGUUUGAUCUGGCGCGCCUGAAGCCGGGCGAGCGUGUUCUGAUCCACGCCGGAAGCGGCGGCGUGGGACAGUCUGCCAUCAUGCUUGCACAGCACGCAGGGGCUGAAGUUUUUGUCACGUGCAGCAGCGAGGCCAAGCGCGAGCUGGUCAUGACACAAUACGGCCUAGAAGCAGACCAUAUCCUUUCGAGCCGGGAUGCAUCGUUUGCUGCAGCGAUCCUGGCGCGCACUGGGGGUGUGGGCGUCGAUGUUGUCAUCAACUCUCUGUCAGGGCCUCUCCUCAAAGCCACGUGGGAAUGCAUGGCUCGAUUCGGCCGGUUUGUCGAGAUCGGAAAGGUAGACAUAGAGGCAGCACGGCGUCUUGACCUCACGCCACUGACACGGUCUGCCAUGAUCUGCGGCUUUGACUUGACCCAGCACUGCGCCUUCGAUGGUCCUGCUGUGCACCGCGCGUGGCAGGCUCUCUUGUCGCUCUGGGCCGAGGGGGCCAUCCGUGCUGUGCACCCUAUCGUCACAUACCCUAUUGCGGACAUGGAGCUGGCCAUGAGGCGGAUGCAGCGCGGUGCACACAUCGGCAAGCUGGUCCUCGUGCCGGGCCAGGAGGCACAGGUCAAGGUCCUCACGCGGUGCACCAGCCUGACAGCAGACCUGAGCGACCCCGACAGUACCUACCUGAUUGUGGGCGGCCUGGGGGGUAUCGGUCAUGCGCUGGCAGAGUGGAUGCUGCGCCGUGGGGCACGACACAUUCUCGUCGUGUCGCGCAGCGCCGAGUCCCACCCAGAGGCGGCUUCGCUGGUCGCCCGUGGCUUGGCACAAGGGUGCCGGGUGGUGGUGCGAAACUGCAAUGUGGCGCGCGAGAGCGAGCUGGUGCAGCUGUUAGCGGACUGCGCACAAGACGGCCUGCCACCUGUUCGCGGCGUGAUCCAAGCGGCCAUGGCCCUUCACGAUACCGUUCUCGAGCGACUCACAUUUGAGCAGUGGCAGGGCGGCAUCCAGCCCAAGGUGGACGGCACCCUGCACCUCCACCACCACCUGCCCGACCUGCGCUUCUUCGUCAUGCUGUCGUCCCUCACUGGGGUCAUAGGCCAUACCUCGCAAGCCAACUACGCUGCUGGCAACACCUUCCAGGAUGCACUGGCCCGCCACCGUACUGCGCAGGGCCUGCCCGCCGUGUCGAUUGAUCUGGGCGCCGUCGGAGACGUGGGCGUCGUUGCUGCGUCGGGUGACAGCAUGCGUGACCGCGUGGAGCGGACCCUGGGUGCCAAGAGCAUUCCCAUCGGACGGGUUCUGGAGCUGAUCGAGGGUGCGGUGUGUCGGCCGCUUCGAGAUGAUCCAAAUACCAGCCAGGUGAUUACAGGCAUCGCAGAGUACGACAAAAUUCCCGAGGGCACGCCCGUCAAGCAGGACCGCCGGUUUGCUACUCUUAGGCUGGCUAGUGCGGUAGGUGCGAUGACGGCGGGAGCCCCGGGCGUCACUGCCGCCAAGCGAAGCCCGGACGAGGUUCUGAGGCAGUCGCUGGCGGAGACGGCCCCUUCCAGUCCCGAGGCGCGCACACUUGUGGCAGGUGCCUUGACGCACAAGCUCGGGUCGCUCUUCAACCUGGCGCCGGCCGAUAUCGAUACGAGCGCAAGCUUAUCGGCUGUGGGUGUAGACUCGCUGGUCGCCGUCGAGCUGCGGAACUGGUUGAGCAGCGUUGUGCAGGCCAAGGUCACUGUUUUUGAGAUUCUACAAACCGCCACCAUCAGAGAAUUUGCCGAGCUCGUGGUUGGUCGCAGGCUCUGA
Messenger RNA from Cryphonectria parasitica EP155, 7836 nucleotides. RefSeq lists its product as uncharacterized. Gene Ontology annotation, biological process: secondary metabolite biosynthetic process; fatty acid biosynthetic process. The transcript is spliced from 8 exons. Gene Ontology annotation, molecular function: phosphopantetheine binding; oxidoreductase activity; 3-oxoacyl-[acyl-carrier-protein] synthase activity. NCBI's taxonomy places the organism in Eukaryota, Fungi, Ascomycota, Sordariomycetes, Diaporthales, Cryphonectriaceae. The record is from RefSeq and is a predicted model, not a curated record. Bases 1 to 7836 code for a protein of 2611 amino acids.